AAAUCCAGGGUUUUAAUGUCUACUGUCUACAUAUGGAGCGUUAAACCCUUGAAGAAUCCCUCUCUUUAGCAUCUGCAUUUCCGAUUGAUUUCCGCAACAAUUUUACCUUCAGAAGCAGCCAUGAAUCGAGCAAGGACAAUCCUCGCAUCUCUUAGACUCUCCAACUCACUCCUCUCAACUCGGCUCUCCACUACCCGACCACUUCUAACUCAGGUGAUUCGCUUCUCCCCCCUCUCUCCAUAUUUUCCCUCUGAGCAGUCUCAUACUUGUUUUUUGAAUUCCCAUCAAAUGGUGUACUUCUCAUCAAAACCAGGUUCUCUUGUUGAGCUCUUAUUGGGCAAUGAUUGGUCCACUGAGUUAGAAAGCGAGUUAGAAACCUCCAACCCCAGAUUGACCCAUGAGACAGUUGUUUAUGUUUUAAGGAAGCUAGAUAAAUACCCGGAUAAGGCAUGGGACUUCUUUAAUUGGGUAAGCGAGAGAAAUGAAUUUAAACUCAGUUCUCCACUGUACAGCUUAAUGCUUAGAGUUCUGGUUAAAAAGGAUUACAUGAAGAAGUUUUGGAUUACGUUGAGGAAAAUGAAAGAACAAGGGUUUUAUAUUGAUGAGGAGACUUAUUUAACAAUUUCAGCAAUUUUUAGGAAAGAGAAGAUGGACAGUGAUUUGGUGGCUUUUAAACAUUUUUUUGAUAGGAUGGUUAAAGAGAAUGCUAUGGAUAGUAUAGUGAAAAAUGUGGUUACUGUUAUUUUGAAGAUGGAGUGGAACAACGAGGUUGAGGAAGAAUUGAGGAGUAUGGGAAUCAUUUUAACAGAUAAUUUUGUGAUUAAGGUACUGAAGGAGCUCAGGAAUUAUCCUUUGAAAGCUAUGCUGUUUUUUCAUUGGGCUGGUAAGUGUGAAGGUUACGAAUGCAACACUGUCACAUAUAAUGCGAUUGCCAGAGUUAUUGCUAGGGACGACUCAAUUAGAGAGUUUUGGAGUGUUGUUGAGGAAAUGAAGAAUGCUGGUCAUGAAAUGGAUAUUGACACUUACAUAAAGAUUUCGAGGCAGUUUCAGAAAAUGAAGUUGAUGGAGGAUGCAGUAAAGCUUUAUGAAUUUAUGAUGGAUGGCCCAUUUAAGCCCUCAAUUCAAGACUGCAGCUAUCUUUUGAAGAGCAUCUCAGCAAGCGACAAGCCAGAUUUAAAUUUGGUCUUUAGAGUUGCAAAGAAAUAUGAGGUGAUGGGAAGUUCCCUUUCUAAGGCUGUCUAUGAUGGGAUACAUAGGUCCUUGACAAGUGCAGGACAUUUUGAUGAAGCAGCAAAUAUUAUCAAGGUUAUGAAGAAUGCAGGAUUCGAGCCUGACAACAUCUCAUACAGUCAAUUGGUCUUUGGACUUUGUAAAGCAAGGAGAUUGGAAGAAGCAUGUGAGGUUUUGGAUGAAAUGGAAACAAAUGGAUGUGUUCCUGAUGUCAAAACUUGGACCAUUUUGAUUCAAGGCCAUUGUGCUGCUAAUCAAGUCGACAAGGCACUAAUGUGUUUUGCCAAGAUGGUGGAGAAAAACUGUAAUGCUGAUGCUGAUCUGUUGGACAUUCUAAUAAAUGCUUUCCUCGGUCAAAAAAGGAUAGAGGGUGCAUACACAUUACUCGUGGAGAUGGUGAACAAAGUCCAUUUAAGACCUUGGCAGGCUACAUACAAACUUCUUAUCGAAAAGCUUCUAGGAGAAAGGAAACUUGAAGAAGCAAUGGACCUUCUUCGUUUAAUGAAGCAACAUAACCAUCCUCCUUUUUCUGGGCCAUUUGUUCAGUAUAUAUCCAAGUUUGGGACUGUGGAGGAUGCUGCAGAUUUCCUGAAGGCAUUGAGUGUGAAGGAAUAUCCAUCAACUUCAGCUUACUUUAAUGUCUUUCAGUCCUUCUUUAAGGAAGGUAGACAUUCUGAGGCCAAAGAUCUGCUAUAUAAGUGCCCACAUCAUAUUCGUAAACAUCCUAAAAUUUCUGAACUUUUUGGUUCCGCACGAAGUUCUGUUGCGAAUGAUUGAUCAUAUCAUUCCUAUUUUUUACUUAUAACUGAAGCAUCGAUUCAUCUUCCAAUCUUCUCUUGUACAAAGUUGCCCAAGCACAAUACUGAAAAUUAGUUGUAUAAUUUGCUGGUAGGAGUUCGUUCAUUUUCCAUUGCGAAUUUAGUGUCAUGUAUUUAUAUAGCAUUGGCCUAAUCUGCCAUCUUUCAUUUUUGCCGAGUCCUAGGUAGUAGGUAAUGAAAGCAAUUGUAGCUUUGGCUGGAAAGUUUUGGACCGACCAAGAAAUAGCGGUUAUUACAUGGUGUUUGGCUUUAUUUGUUCAGAGUAAAAACUUCCCUUUCGGAGAAUGGGAGAAUUACUAUUUAGUUCCUAUAGUUUAAUGAAAUUGAUUAUUUAA
Molecule: messenger RNA, 2383 nt
Organism: Jatropha curcas
Lineage: Eukaryota; Viridiplantae; Streptophyta; Magnoliopsida; Malpighiales; Euphorbiaceae
Gene: BIR6
Product: Pentatricopeptide repeat (PPR) superfamily protein
Biological process (GO): RNA splicing
Molecular function (GO): protein binding
Source: RefSeq, a predicted model, not a curated record